Molecule: messenger RNA, 4805 nt
Organism: Episyrphus balteatus (marmalade hoverfly)
Lineage: Eukaryota; Metazoa; Arthropoda; Insecta; Diptera; Syrphidae
Exons: 2
Coding region: 2253-4805 (850 amino acids)
Biological process (GO): DNA integration
Molecular function (GO): nucleic acid binding
Source: RefSeq, a predicted model, not a curated record
AGUAUCGAGUUUCAUUCCGAAUAAGUAAUCGAACAAGUCUUUAUAAAAUAACAAUCGAACAGGUCUGAAUAAUAAAACGUCAAGUCAAAGUCAACCGUGCCGAACCGGGAAAAUCUCUCUGCAAGAGGGAUCACUUGAAUGCCAACCAUUGAGCUGCGAACAUAGGAUAUAACAUUGGCGACGAGGAUACAAAAAGAAAAAAAAAGGAAAAGAAGAGUGGCUUUAUUUAUUCCGACACAUUUAUACAUAGAAGCAAUAACUGUUUUGCAAAUAACGGAGAAAUUAUUGGAAAUAAUGAAAAAAAAAUCUGCUUUAGGGAGAGAAGUCGACGAUCUAAAGUGUGAUGAUUUUAUUAAACAAGAAGAUGUUUCGCAUUGGGGAGAGCAGUCGACGAUCCUUUGUGAAUUAUGUAUUGUGAUUAUAUUAUUACAUUGGGGAGAGAAGUCGAUGAUCCAAUGUGAUGACUAAAGGGGAGAGAAGUCGUCGUACAUGUAGUGGAAAUUCAUUUUUUUUGCAAUGCAACGGGAAUGUAAUCUUCCAACAAAGAUUCCGUUAUAAGAGUGAAAAACAAAAUGGAUUCACAAUUUGAGUUGCCUGAAAGUAGAAUUACAAUAAAAGAAAUUUUAUAUAGAGUUACAGCGUGUUCAUGUGUUUUUUUUUUUUUUAUUCUUCCUCUGUUUAUCUUAGAGAUGAUGCGUCAAGGAGAUGGUCCACCACCGUUUGAGUUUAACACCGAUACGAAUUGCCGAAACCAAUGGAGAGUGUGGCUCCGUUCGUUUGAAAUUUUUGCAGAAGCGACUGCUUUAAACGAAAACAAGAACAAACUCAAUUGGAUGCUGCACUACGCUGGCCCCAAGGUCCAAACGGUCUAUGCAUCUUUGCCGGACAAAGACGUGGAAGACACUAAAAGGGGACCCUUGGCGUCUGGCUACUUCAAAUUUGAUACGUGCUCGUAUGAUAGAGCAGUGUCAAAGUUGUGUGCUUUCUUCGAGCCUAAGCAGAACAUUUCUUUUGAGCGACAUGUGUUUCAUCAAAUGAAACAAGGCGAAGAUGAACGCAUCGACAUGUUCUUAAUGCGUUUGCGUGAACAGGCCGAUCGGUGCGAAUUUGGUCUUCAACUGGAAGACGGUAUAAAACACCAAAUCACCAUCGGAUGUUCGUCAAUUGCCUUGCGUCGGAAAAUCCUUGAAAGAGGAGAUGAGAAUCUCGAUAACAUUGUCAAGUUGGCUCAAAUCCACGAAGUUGUGGAAAAGCAACAAAGAACAUUUGAUAAGGGCAAGGAAGUCAUUCCCAAUCUUGAGCCGCAUGAGAAAAGUGAGAGCGCGUGCCAAAUAAAAUCGAAGAAAAUAUCUUGGGACCAAAACAAUAAUUUCAAUAAUACCAUCUGUGGAAGGUGUGGUCUAAGAGGACAUAAGGCUUCGGACGCAAAAUGCCCAGCGAAAGGCAAGAGCUGUAAUAGUUGUGGUCGCAAGGACCACUUUGCUCGGCGAUGCUUUAUGCGAGGAGAUUUGGCAAUGAAGAAGUAUACUUUAAAACGGAAAGCAGAUGGAGAUGAGCCACACUUUAAGAAUACCAAGCGUGAAUCGGUUCAAAUGAUUGACCAGAAUUUGAAAGGUAUUGAGAGUGAGUAUGAAGAUGUUUUCAUGGUUGAUAACAAUGAAGUCUAUAACACCAUUUGGUGUAACAUUGGGGGUGUCGAUGUUGAGGUCAUUGUGGAUUCGGGAACAAAACGGAACAUAAUAGAUCGUUUGUCAUGGAUUGAGUUGAAGGCUAAAAAUAUUCAGAUGUCGGAACGCACCAACGAAGUUGAUUUCCAGUUCCGUGGUUACGGUGGUCAUAAAUUGAACAUUUUGGGGAAAUUCGCUGCGUUCAUCAAAGUCCCCAAUCGGGAGUCUUACGCGGAGUUUUACGUAGCAGAUGAGUUUGGCAAGAUACUAAUUGGCCAUGAUACUGCCAAAGCCUUAGGUAUAGUAUAUUAUAUUAAAUUGCUUUAUUUCACUUAAUUACUUCUUGAACGCGUUUCAAUAGGUAUUUUGAAAAUUGGCUAUAAUGCAAACCCAAAUACAUCUGACGUAAACGUUAUCAACCUGAACAAAAAUAUUAUCUCGAAUGACUCAAAAGUAAAACAGUUUGGCAAAAUUAAGGGUGUACUGGUCGAUAUCCCACUGAAGCCAGAUGUAAAAGGUGUUAUUCAGCCUUACCGUCGUAUUCCAGCACCCUUAGAAAAACGAGUUGAUGAAAAAAUCGAAGAAAUGUUGCAACAGGGUAUAAUUGAAAAAGUUGAUGGAGUGUCCAAAUGGGUAUCCGGAAUUGUAGUCGCCCCAAAAGGGUCGGAUGAUAUACGGAUUUGUGUGGACAUGCGGCGAGCCAAUUUAGCGGUUGAACGUGAACACCAUCCACUGCCGACAAUGGAUGACUUUCUACCGCAUUUGGGUGAUGCAAAAGUUUUUACAAAAUUGGACGUAAAGCAAGCUUUUCAUCAGGUUGAAAUUUCGCCGGAGUCACGAGAGAUUACGACGUUUAUGACCAGAAAAGGACUUUUCAGAUAUAAGCGGUUAAUGUUCGGCAUUACAUGUGCCCCUGAAAUAUUUCAAAAGUUGAUGGAACAGAUUUUAAGUAGUUGUGAUGGUGUCAUAAUAUUCAUUGAUGACAUUGUUGUUUUUGCACCAACAAAAGAACUUCAUGAUUUACGAUUGAAAAAAGUGCUAGACCGAAUGCGAAAGUUUAAUGUCACUUUAAACAAGGAAAAAUGUGAAUUUGCUGUUUCUGAAAUAUCUUUUAAUGGCCAUCGGCUGUCAGGCUCGGGAAUCAAACCAAUGCACGACAAAUUGGAAGCAGUUAAGCAAUUUCGAGAGCCAAAUGAUGCUGAGGAAGUGCGAAGUUUCUUAGGUUUGGUCAACUACGUCAGCAAAUUUAUUCCAAAUCUAGCCACAAUUAGCGAACCACUGCGUCGGCUUACAAAAAAAGAUGUUAAGUUUCAAUGGGGUUGUAAUCAACAGAAAGCUUUUGAACUGUUGAAACAAAGUCUGACGCAUGAAUUGACUCUUGGUUACUACGAUGUAAAGUGCCCAACACAAGUUAUAGCUGAUGCCAGUCCCGUAGGUCUAGGGGCUGUUUUACUCCAAACACAAGAAGGUGAUUCAAGGAUCAUAUCAUAUGCGAGUCGGAGUUUGACAGCACCUGAAAAAAAUUAUGCACAAACCGAGAAAGAAGCAUUAGCAUUAGUUUGGGCUGUGGAACGGUUUCACUUCUUUUUGUUUGGACGACAUUUCGAUUUAAUCACAGAUCAUAAGGCAUUGGAAACUCUGUUUGGACCAAAAUCAAAACCUUGUGCCCGUAUAGAACGGUGGGUUAUUCGCCUUAUGUCAUAUAAAUUCAGGGUCAUUUAUAAGCCCGGCAAAUCCAAUAUUGCUGACCCCUUAUCUCGUCUAAUAAAACAAGUCCAUAUGAAAUUGGAUGAAAGCACUGAUACCGAAGAGUACAUUAAAUGGAUUAUGUCGUACGCAGAACCAAAAGCAAUCAAAUUAAAAGAAAUUGAAGAAAAAUCAGAAACAGAUAUCGAAAUACAAGCAGUUAAAAAAGCAAUGGCUGAAGGCAGUUGGAUAAAUGAUGUUUCAGCGUUUAAGAUUUUUGAGCACGAACUGUCAUUUGUGGGAGGAAUUUUGCUACGUGGCACACGGAUCGUCAUCCCUGAAAAGCUACGUGAACAAGCACUUAAAUUGGCCCACGAAGGCCAUCCUGGUAUGACUUUGAUGAAGAGAAGACUAAGAGCCAAAGUUUGGUGGCCAAAGAUCGAUGCUGAAGUAGAUGUGUUUGUGAAAAAAUGCAGAGGUUGCAUUUUAACAAGUGCAUUGGUACCUCCGGAACCACUGAAACGAACGCAAUUACCAUCGGCUCCAUGGCAACAUCUUGCCAUUGACUUCUGUGGACCUCUACCUUCAGGUCAUCAUCUAUUCGUUAUCGUUGAUUACUAUAGCCGCUUUAUUGAGGUUGAAGUCAUGAAAAAGAUAGAUUCUUCAGAGGCCAUUAAACGCCUUAAAAGAAUUUUCGCUCGCUUUGGGUUACCCCUUUCAGUAACAGCAGAUAACGGUCGUCAGUUUAUAAGUGACGAAUUCAAAGAAUAUUUAUGUACCAAUAACAUUCAGCUGAUUAGUACAAUUCCAUAUUGGCCUCAACAAAAUGGGGAGGUCGAGCGCCAAAACCGAUCGUUACUGAAAAGAUUAAUCAUUUCUCAGAAUGAAAAAGGGAAUUGGCAGGAGGACUUGCAAGACUAUAUCCUUAUGUACCAUUCGACACCGCAUUCAACAACUUUAAAAACUCCUGCGGAGUUAAUGUUUAAAAGAAAUAUUCGCGACAAAUUACCGUCAAUCAACCAACUGCUAGACGGUGACCACGAAGACGUUGACCACGAAGUCCGAGAUCAAGAUGCUAGAGAAAAGUGGAAAGGAAAGUGCUAUGCCGACAACAAGCGUCACGCAAAAGUAAGUGACGUUAAAGAAGGAGAUGAUGUUGUUGUGAAGCGCCAGAUAGUUACAAAUAAACUUGCUACUACAUUUGAGCCCGUAGCUUACAAAGUGGUUGAUCGAAAAGGAUCUGAAGUAACGGUUCAAAACCCAAACACAGGAACUGAGUAUCGAAGAAAUGUAGCACAUGUAAGAAAAGUACCACCGGGUGUUUUUAAGGCAGCAUCGGCAACUCCCUCAUCCCCACCUGUGCAAACAUUGCCAAUGGAAGAAACACAAGCACCAAAAAGGAAGCGAACGAUGCCAAAUCAUUUUCUAGAAUAUGACCUUUCAGAAGAGUAA